Messenger RNA from Phoenix dactylifera (date palm), 2304 nucleotides. RefSeq names its product pectinesterase 3. The record is from RefSeq and is a predicted model, not a curated record. Gene Ontology annotation, biological process: cell wall modification. Gene Ontology annotation, molecular function: enzyme inhibitor activity; pectinesterase activity. Lineage: Eukaryota; Viridiplantae; Streptophyta; Magnoliopsida; Arecales; Arecaceae.
GCCCAUAAAUUCCAAGGCUAAUUUGCCAUUCCCCAAAUUUCACAGAGCCAUCUUAUAAAACUAUCCUUUUGGCCAUCGUAAGAGCUUAGGUAAUUAACCAGAGCAUUUUCGCCAGUCUAAAGUUCAUUCAGGGUAUCAAGAGGAUGAUACAAGCUUGGUCCUACCGGUCUUCAUUUAAUAGUGGAAGCUAGGAAUGACAGUGUAAGGCACCAAUCAAUGACCACCCCACCUACCACCAUAAACCCCCCUAUCAAGUAAGAGCCUGAACGCCGGCAGGGAAGAAACAAUGGAAACCAUCAAAUCCUUCAAAGGUUUGCCGAUGGACUCCAUCAAAUCCUUCAAAGGCUAUGGCAAGGUGAACGAGGCCGAGGACCGCCAGUUCUUCCGGAAAACGAGAAGGCGUCUCAUCAUCAUCGCAGCUUCUGUGGUCCUCCUCCUUGCAAUCGUAGGCAUCACGGUUGGUGUCAUGGUGGGCAAGCAUGGCGACGGCAACCCUUCUUCAUCGAUAACCUUCUCCGAUUCAUUAAAGGCUGUAUGCAGUGUGACAAGAUACCCAGACUCUUGCUACUCCAGUAUCUCUUCAGCGAAGGGUGCCAACUUAACCAAUGAUCCUGAGGAGCUCUUCAAGUUCUCCCUCGCCGUCGCGACCGAUGCGCUCUCGAAGAUCUCUGCCUUGGCCGACACUUUCACCAUCCCAUCAAAUGAUAAGAGGCUCGAGUUGGCGCUGAAAGACUGCAAGGAGUUGUUUGAUGAUGCCAUGGACCGGUUCAAUGACUCGCUCUCAUCAAUGCAGGCGGGGGAAGAAGAGAAGCUACUGACUCCGGCGAAGAUUGAUGACCUCAAGACAUGGCUCAGCGCGGCGGUCACCGACCAAGAGACUUGCUUGGAUGGGUUCGAGGGCACGACAGGUGACAUCAAGGUGAAGAUGGAGAAAGCCAUGGUGAGCUCCAUGCAGUUCACGAGUAACAGUUUGGCGAUUGUGGCUGGAAUCCUAGGUAUUCUCGAGAAGUUAAAUUUUCCAAUUCAUAGAAAGCUACUAGCAACCACUGCCAUUGAUCGCUAUCCUGUUUGGGUGACCACCGCACAGAGGAGAGCUCUUUUGCAAGAUUCAAUACAAUGGACACCAAAUGUGACGGUGGCUCAUGAUGGAACCGGGCAAGUGAAGACGAUCAGCGAGGCCAUAGAUUUAGUCCCUAAGAAGAACGCAAACCCAUUUGUCAUUCAUGUCAAGGAAGGUGUGUACGAAGAGAAUGUGGUGGUGGACAAGAGCAAAUGGAAUGUUAUGAUGUUUGGAGAUGGCAUGAACAAGACGAUCGUUGAUGGGAGCUUGAAUUUUAUUGAUGGGACACCCACUUUUUCUACAGCAACCUUUGUUGUGACUGGAAGGAGGUUCAUGGCAAAGGAUAUGGGCUUCAGGAACUCCGCCGGUCCGGAGAAACACCAAGCUGUUGCUCUCCGGGCCGGCUCCGACCGCUCCGUCUUCUACCGCUGCUACUUCGAUGGAUUCCAGGACACCCUCUACGCUCAUUCCCUCCGCCAGUUCUACCGCGAGUGCGACAUCGUAGGCACCAUCGAUUUCAUCUUUGGCGACGCAUCUGCCGUCUUUCAGAGCUGCAAGAUCAUGCCCAGGGAGCCAUUGCCCAACCAGAUGAACACCAUAACAGCCCAGGGCAAGAAGGAUCCCAAUGAGAACACCGGCAUAUCAAUUCAAGGAUGCACAGUUGCACCCUAUGACAAAGUGACGAGGCCCACGUACCUCGGCAGGCCAUGGAAGGACUACUCCACGGCGAUCGUCAUGCAGUCGGAGAUCGGAGCAGUGGUUGAUCCUGAUGGCUGGCUUCCAUGGGUGCCUGGCCAGGUGCCUCCGGAUACUAUAUCAUAUGCAGAGUACCUGAACACGGGGCCGGGAUCUAGUGUUGCAGGCCGGGUCUCAUGGCCUGGUUAUAAGCCAGAAGUCAGCGCAGAUGAAGCAAAGAAGUAUACGGUGGAAUCCUUUCUCAAGGGCAGUGAUUGGAUACCAGAGACUGGUGUGGAAUUCCAAUCCAAUUUGGGUCAGUGAUUGAAUGGCAGCACUGUUCGUGUAAUGGCAACUUCUUAUCCAAGAGUGAUAUAGAUAUAAAUGUAGCUUCUCAGAAAAAAAAGAAAAGAAAGAGCGGAUCAAGAUAUAAAUGUUCCAAUUAGAACUUAGCAUGCCUUUACAUGUUUCAUUGAGAGGGUGAAAAAUGUAGUGCUGUAUCCUUUUAUUGUAAUACAUACAUCUUGUUGGAAUUGUAUUGGAGAUUUGUCAUAGAGUGGCUUAUGUGA